AUGGCAGAAAACCAACGGCCGGUGGGCCUACUGUUCGAUAUCGGAGGCGUCUGUGUUGUGUCGCCAUUCCAAGCCAUCUUGGACUAUGAGAUUGCCCACAAUAUACCUCCGGGAUGGGUGAAUUUCAGCAUCUCCCGCACAUCGCCUCAUGGUAGUUGGCAUAGAUUGGAACGGGGAGACAUCAAGAUGGACGCGGACUUCUUCGCCGGGUUUAACAAGGACUUAAGGGACCCUAAGUUAUGGAAGCUAUUCAACGAGGGCCUUCGGGAAAAGAACCCCAGCAAAGUGCUAGAGGCAAGCCCACCAUUGCCUGAAAUUGACGCAGAAUGGCUAUUCUGGGAGAUGAUGAGGAUAUCAAGGACGCCUGAUAGAUUCAUGUGGCCGGCGCUCAAGAGGCUGAAGGAGUCCGGUCAGUUCAUUCUUGGGGCAUUAUCUAAUACUGUCAUCUUUCCCGACGGUCAUGAAUUCAACGACGACACCAUCGAGCGAAAGACAUUGUUCGACUUUUUCAUAUCAUCCGCACAUACUGGCCUUAGAAAGCCCGACCCGAGGAUAUACAAGGUUGCUUUAGAGGAGAUGAACGCUGUUGCUCGGAGAAAGGGGUUCAAGCAGCCAGUACAAGCAGGUGACGUGGUUUUUCUGGAUGACAUUGGCCAGAAUCUAAAGCCCGCGAAAGCUAUCGGAAUGAGAACCAUCAAGGUGAAUCUUGGGCAUAUACAAGACGCAGUCAAAGAGCUGGAGAAGGUUACUGGGCUUCAGUUGUUAGACAGUCAGGCCAAACUAUAA
Messenger RNA from Aspergillus mulundensis, 786 nucleotides. RefSeq lists its product as uncharacterized. Lineage: Eukaryota; Fungi; Ascomycota; Eurotiomycetes; Eurotiales; Aspergillaceae. The record is from RefSeq and is a predicted model, not a curated record. The coding region runs from base 1 to 786 and encodes 261 amino acids. The transcript is spliced from 2 exons.